Anisakis simplex (herring worm) is the source of this 1518-nucleotide messenger RNA. The record is from the annotation of a GenBank genome assembly. Lineage: Eukaryota; Metazoa; Nematoda; Chromadorea; Rhabditida; Anisakidae.
AUGAUGAACAUGUUGGAAUUGUUCGGUUUCGACACAUCAUCUCCAUUGAAUCGAUCUCAAAAAAUACAUCGAGAAAAUGAAAGGUCCAAUUUACUGAUCGUAACACGUUUGGUGUUGAGAACGUUUCUGGAGGAAACGAUGAAACUGCGCCAUCGUAUGCUCGAAACCGACACACAGCCACUUGCCGAUCUGUUCAUGAUGCUUGAAAAGGUAUUGUGGCAUGGAUUCAAGAGUACAGCUCAUCGAACAAUGAUUGCGCUACGGUCGCCAGAUGCUGAAUUGUGGGCAUGUAUUGGACGAAUAGCCAGCACGCAUGCAGAUAUGAACGAGUGUUAUCAGUGUAUAACACAGCUCGGGAAUAUCACUACUCCAGUCGCUCGAAUACGUGCAAUGUUAAGGCUAGGCGUAAUGCAAAAGAAACUUGCUGAUUAUUUUCAGCACAUGCAGUCGUCGAAAUAUCUAAAGGAAUAUUAUGAGCCGUGGGCGUUGAUACGACAAGAAGAAUGUGUAAGCUUAUCGGGUGCACUCGUCGGUUUAUCUGUGCUCGACUGCAAUUUGCUACUCGAUCAAGAUCAUCUACAAGAGCAGACGCCUUCGAUUGAUCUAGCUGCCUACAUACGUUUGCCAACAAUACCGCUGUCAGAAGAGGACAAGAGCAAUGGCAGCGAAGAGAGCACCUCACCUGAUUCAUUGAAGACCCUUCUGGAUCAGAAAAGUUUUCUGGAGGAACGGAAUCGCUUCUUGGAGAAAGAAUAUCCUUUAAGGGUGAAUGCAUCGAAUAUGAAAAAGAAACUCGAUGAAUUGGAGCAAAAGAAAGAUUCUGUUAGCGAACAAAAGGUUUCAAUGAGUGAAGUGAACGAGCCUCAAGUUGUCGAUACGACGAUCACUCUCGAAACAGUCACAAAAGAAAGGGAUCAGCUGGCGCAAGUUGUAUCUGAGAAAGAGGAUUCAGUCCGUACGUUGAAACAGCAGUUGGCCGAUACGAAGAAAGUAAACGUUGAUUUGUACGAGAAAAUUCGAUUAAUCGAAGAUAAAUGUCGUAAAUUUGAACGAGAUCUAAUCACCGCGAAACAGCAUCAUACACAGGAGAAGGAGCAGAUGCGUCGAACAAUCGAAGCACUCAAAUCGCACAAUUCGGCGCGUGACUCGGAAAUAGAGCGCACAACGGAUGCAUCCGAAAUGCUGAAGAAUGAACUGGCCAAUAAAACCGAAGCGUAUAUGCAAACUCUGAGUAUACUCAGCCAAAAACAGGAGGAGUUAAGUGCCGCAAAUGAAGAUUUACAAAAAUUGAAUCGAACGAAUUCGGAGUUAAGUGAAAAAUUGAAGAGGAUGCCAGUGAUGGAGCAGGAAUUCGAAGAGCUGAAGAGCAAUUAUGCGUUUGUUUCUCAGAAGUUGGAAGAUUACGAGAAAGCACUUGAAGAGCUCGGUGGUCAUCUUUCGGAGUAUGCUCAUUUUUGUUUCUUUUUAGAUUUGUGUUUUAAAUCCACACUGAAUUUGUUUAGUAAUGUUUAUAACUGA